Molecule: messenger RNA, 1515 nt
Organism: Penicillium argentinense
Lineage: Eukaryota; Fungi; Ascomycota; Eurotiomycetes; Eurotiales; Aspergillaceae
Product: alanine--glyoxylate transaminase
Exons: 2
Cellular component (GO): peroxisome
Molecular function (GO): L-alanine:glyoxylate transaminase activity; L-serine:pyruvate transaminase activity
Source: RefSeq, a predicted model, not a curated record
CCCUCCCGGUAUACUUCGGCUGUCAUCCGACACAGCCAAUCCCGCUCCUCCGCCAGCGCGACCUCGGCGGCGAUCGCCGACAGCAACACAGUUUCCCUCGGGAAUUUCACAAGCAAACCACGAAUCCUCCCCCAAAAUACCCCGCGGCACCCCGCCGCAACCGGAAAGCUGGCGACCAAAUCCACCACGCAGCGGCUCAGCCUGAUCUCCAGACAUCUGGACCAGCGCCUGCCUCUGCCUGACCUCAACACCCCCUUCUCGACCGAGAGAAACUCCCUUGCCCCCGACGACCUCGAAUAUAAACCCAUCGAUCGCUCCAUUCCUCCUGAGCCAGCUCCUGAGCCCCAGCCCACCAUGUCGACCCAAGCGCCGCACAACACCCUGCUCAUCCCGGGCCCCAUCGAGUUUGACGAUGCCGUCCUCCAGUCCAUGUCCCACUACGCUGAGAGCCAUGUCGCCCCCGGCUUCGUCAAGGUCUUCGGCGAGACCAUCUCCCUCACCCGCAAGCUCUUCCAAUCCACCAGCCCGACUGCCCAGCCCUUCAUCAUCGCCGGUAGCGGUACCCUCGGCUGGGAUCUGGUGUCGUCCAACCUCGUUGAGCGCGGUGAGAACGCCCUCGUCCUGAACACCGGAUACUUCGGCGACUCCUUCGGUGCCUGCCUGGAGACCUACGGCGCCAACGUCGACCACCUCCGCUGUCCCAUCGGCGAGCGUCCCGCCUUCGAGGACGUCGAGGCCGCCCUCCAGAAGAAGCCCUACAAGGUCAUAACCAUCACACACGUCGAUACCUCCACCGGUGUCCUGAACGACAUCAAGCGCGUCGCCCAGAUCGUCCGUCGCGUCAGCCCGUCCACCCUCGUCGUCGUCGACGGUGUCUGCUCCGUCGGAUCCGAGGAGAUCGCCUUCGACGAGUGGGACCUCGAUGCCGUCGUCACCGCAUCUCAGAAGGCCAUCGGCUGCCCGCCUGGUCUGAGCAUCGUCAUGGUCUCUGGUCGCGCCCUAGACGUCGCCGCCAACCGCAAGACCCCCGCCGCCUCCUACUAUGCUUCCAUCCAAAAGUGGCUGCCCAUCAUGCAGAACUAUGAGAACAACAAGCCCAGCUACUUCGCCACUCCCCCCACCCAGCUCGUGCACGCCCUGCACACCACUCUCAGCCAGAUCACCGCCCGCCCCAUGGCUGAGCGCUUCGCCAUCCACACCCAGGCUUCUGACAAGGUCAAGGAUGCCGUUGCUCAGCUUGGUCUGAAGCAGCUGGCCCCCAACCCCGACUGCCAGGCCCACGGCAUGACUGCCAUGUACCUGCCUGACGGCCUUGCCCCGCCCGAUGUCCUGCCCGGUCUGCUGAAGCGCGGUGUCAUCUUCGCAGCUGGUCUGCACAAGGAGAUUGCCACCAAGUACAUCCGAUUCGGCCACAUGGGUGUUUCUAUCUCUGACCCCAACCGCAAGGACAUUGAUAACGCCCUUGCGGCGUUGAAGGAGGCUCUGACCGAGGCUAAGCAGGCCAAGGGACUGUAA